This is a messenger RNA of Humulus lupulus (European hop), 1797 nucleotides long. Its product is annotated as triacylglycerol lipase 1. The record is from RefSeq and is a predicted model, not a curated record. Gene Ontology annotation, biological process: lipid metabolic process. The coding region runs from base 272 to 1480 and encodes 402 amino acids. Gene Ontology annotation, molecular function: hydrolase activity, acting on ester bonds. The transcript is spliced from 9 exons. NCBI's taxonomy places the organism in Eukaryota, Viridiplantae, Streptophyta, Magnoliopsida, Rosales, Cannabaceae.
AAAACAAGGGACAAUAAUCUAUUAUUCAUAGCUCGGGCACUUUUUUAUUUGGGAGUGUUUGUUGGAGAUUGUCACCACUUUCUGGAUAGCGUGUGUAGCGCUACAGUAGGAUCGAGCCACAAAAAAUCCAUCUACAAAUGGCUAGGACUAAAAUAGAGUAGGACAAAGACAAGGAAUUCCGGCCCGUUCCUGAGACUCGGUUCCACUCUACUCACAACCUGUUUCGGCCGUUGUCUUCCCGCCUAUUUCUGCUAUUGGGUCCUCAUGUCAGAUGGCGAUUUCGGAAGCGAUGGUGGCCGUUAUGUUCUUUCUCUCUGCCCUAAUUUAUGUCAGUUCCGCUGGAAAUUUCAGCUUUGACCGCUUCUCGCCAGACCUCAGUCUCUGUUCGCAGAUCAUUCGCCCUGCUGGUUAUGCUUGCUCCGAACACACGAUUCAAACUGAUGAUGGUUACUUGUUGGCUCUACAACGGGUGUCAUCGUCCAACAUUGGAAAUUUAAGACAAAACCCACGUCCCCCUGUUUUGCUUCAGCACGGACUCUUUAUGGGAGGAGAUGCGUGGUUUUUAAAUUCUCCAAAAGAGUCAUUGGGCUUCAUCCUUGCAGAUCGUGGUUUUGAUGUUUGGGUGGGAAAUGUGCGUGGAACACGUUGGAGUCAUGGACAUGUAUAUUUAUCCCUUAAAGAUAAGGAUUUUUGGGAUUGGAGUUGGCAGGAAUUGACUCUAUAUGAUUUUGCAGCAAUGCUUCGCUACAUCAAUGCAAUAACCAGUACAAAAAUAUUUGUCAUUGGACAUUCACAGGGGACAAUAAUGUCUUUGGCUGCUUUCACUCAGCCGAAUAUAGCAGAAAUGGUUGAAGCUGCUGCUCUUCUUUGUCCAAUAUCGUACUUGGAGCAUAUAAACUCCAAGUUUGUGCUUAGAAUGGUUAAUAUGCAUCUUGAUCAGAUGAUUCUUGCCAUGGGUAUUCAUCAACUUAACUUCAGAAGUGAUUGGGAUGUUAAUCUUUUGAAUUCCUUAUGUGAUGGCCAUUUAGAUUGCAAUGACUUGCUAACAUCCAUCACAGGGAAGAAUUGCUGCUUUAACAACUCGCGUGUGAAUUUCUAUCUUGAGUAUGAACCACACCCAUCAUCAACUAAGAACAUACGUCAUCUCUUCCAAAUGAUCCGAAAGGGUACUUUUUCCAAGUAUGACUAUGGAGUAGUAAAAAACCUGAUACAAUAUGGUCAAUUGAAACCCCCCGAAUUCAAUCUUGGCAAUAUACCUGAGUCAUUGCCAUUAUGGAUGGGCUACGGAGGAGAUGAUGCUUUAGCAGAUGCGACCGACGUGAAGCACACCCUCAAAGAAUUGCAGUCUACUCCAGAGUUGCUGUAUCUUAAGAACUAUGGUCAUCUAGACUUCAUUAUCAGCGUGCAUGCGAUGGAAGAUAUUUAUAAUCAUAUGAUUAGCUUCUUCGACUCAAAGGGAAAAUCUAGUACUUUAAAGUGACUGCUUACUAUUGUACCAAAACAGAGAGAAAAAGAAGUGACUGUAUAUGCUGUAUAUACUCUUUUUAUUUUCAUGUAAAUGUUGUAUAUAAUAGUAAAGAAAUGGAAGUAUGGAGUUAAAACAAAAAUAGAAGAGCGAAGAAGGUUCAGUUUGAUUCCAGAAUAACUAGUAUGAAGGUUCCAGUGUUGUACGAGCCAACAUUGAUAUUGUCGUGUAUUAAUAAAUUUGACACUUAUUGUAGUAUGAUAAACAAAAACAUGUUGCAAUAUUGUCAUUGGAGAAGAAUAAAAGUGACGCUAUCAAGUAAUUGGAAUAUA